Molecule: messenger RNA, 363 nt
Organism: Acaulospora morrowiae
Lineage: Eukaryota; Fungi; Glomeromycota; Glomeromycetes; Diversisporales; Acaulosporaceae
Source: the annotation of a GenBank genome assembly
AUGGAGAUGAACAUAAGGCGUUCGAAUGUUAGUAAAAAUCAGCCGAGACAGGUCAUGCAAAAGGCGCAUAUAAUGUUGGCUAUUGCGACGGAAUUUGCGUUGAAUGCAAACCUUCGGAUAUUGCCAAAAUCAGCCGAGAUGGAAGAAUCAAAUGACGCACAAUCUGAGAUGAAUGAUUCGAAUGGAACUAAGGAAUUGGCGAUUCAGAUGAAACAUUUGAUGUUAGUUAUUGUUGCCUCAUUGAAAUUAGGGUAUAAUGAAGGGGUGGAAAUUUCUUCGGGAAUAGUUGUUCUCAUUGACCACAAGUUACUGUAUAUUGGAGGAGCAAAAAUUUUGACAGAAUUGAAAUAUUUGCAAAUAUAG